Molecule: messenger RNA, 642 nt
Organism: Melampsora larici-populina 98AG31
Lineage: Eukaryota; Fungi; Basidiomycota; Pucciniomycetes; Pucciniales; Melampsoraceae
Exons: 12
Coding region: 1-642 (213 amino acids)
Cellular component (GO): plasma membrane
Molecular function (GO): acetate transmembrane transporter activity
Source: RefSeq, a predicted model, not a curated record
AUGACUGAAAAGCAACAUAUCUCCUCGGACCAUCACCGCAAAUUUGCUAAUCCAGCCCCUUUGGGAUUAUGUGGAUUUGCGGCCACUACGUUUCUUUUAUCACUCUUCAAUGUCCAGUCUAGAGGGAUCACCACUCCGAAUUUGAUUGUUGGCCUCGCAAUGGGAUACGGUGGAUUGGUUCAGCUGUUGGCCGGCAUGUGGGAAUUCGCUGCUGGCAAUACAUUCGCAGCUACGGCGUUUUCUUCUUAUGGCGGAUUUUGGAUCAGCUUCGGAUUGAUCUUUUGGCCACAAUCUGGAAUCCUAGCAGCUUACAAUGGAGAAAAAGUCAUUCAACUUGAGAAUGCCUUGGGAUUAUAUCUCAUCACUUGGUUCAUUUUCACCUUCAUCAUGCUCGUAGCUUCACUUCGAACUUCGUUGGGACUCGUUGCCCUUUUCUUCUUUCUCGAUUUGACUUUCUUGAUAUUAGCAAUGGGAAAAUUUCAUCCCGAAACCGCUUCUAUCACUAAAGCCGGUGGUGUGUUCGGUUUGAUCACAGCUUUUAUAGCUUGGUAUGUCGCAGCUGCAAAUCUGUUGACACCUGAAAGCAGUUACUUUACUUUACCUGUUGUUGAUCUCAGGGAUCGUCGUGCAAGACGAGAUUAG